Armigeres subalbatus is the source of this 1005-nucleotide messenger RNA. RefSeq lists its product as uncharacterized. The transcript has a single exon. The record is from RefSeq and is a predicted model, not a curated record. The coding region runs from base 1 to 1005 and encodes 334 amino acids. Gene Ontology annotation, molecular function: nucleic acid binding. Gene Ontology annotation, biological process: DNA integration. NCBI's taxonomy places the organism in Eukaryota, Metazoa, Arthropoda, Insecta, Diptera, Culicidae.
AUGCCUGAGAAACCAUGGACCCACAUUGCAGCUGAUUUUAUGGGUCCAUUACCAUCGGGGCACAACCUGUUAGUACUCGUUGAUUAUUUCAGUCGAUUUGUAGAGGUAGUUGUUAUGCGUGAAAUUACGGCAAAAUUGACAAUUCAGGCGCUUCAUGAAACUUUUUGUCGAUAUGGUAUUCCGGAAUCAAUGAAGACUGAUAAUGGGCCGCAGUUUGUAAGCGAAGCAUUGAGUAAAUUUGGUACUGAAUUCGGCAUAGAGUUGAUUAAAACCUCUCCAUAUUGGCCACAAGCAAACGGAGAAGUAGAAAGGGCCAAUAGGGCUCUGAAGAAACGCUUACAGAUUAGUCAGGAAACACCUAAUUCCGACUGGAAGUGGGAUUUGAGGAUGUAUCUUUUGAUGUACAAUUCGACCCCUCAUUCAACUACCGGCGUUGCUCCUUCAGCGUUGAUGUUCGGGAGAGUACUCCGUGACAAGCUGCCCACAAUGCCUUCGGCAGGAAAUAUCUUGACCGAGGAAGUAAUGGAUAGAGAUCGUGAGAAAAAAGUGAGAGGAGCCGAAUAUAGCGACAACCGUCGUCAAGCUAGGCCGAGCUUGAUAAAAGUGGGAGAUACUGUGGUUGCUAAACGCAUUAACAAAGAAACCAAGCUUUCCAGCAAUUUCAGCCCUGAAGAACUGGAGGUCAUCCAACGAAACGGACCCGACGCAACUUUAAGAUGUAAGGACACCGGAAGGACAUUUCAUCGAAACGUAGCUCACUUGAAACACAUGGCAACGGAAGCAAAUCUAGCCGAUCAAAAUAUAUCGUUACCACAUACAAGGACUUCAGGAAUCAACAGUGAAUCUCAGUCAUCAUCUCCACAGUUACUUUCAAGUAAUAACCAACCAUUGGGGUCGCAACCCACAGCGGACUUGGCGGUUCCGCCGCAGCGAAGGCCUCAACGAAGUAUUCGACAACCGGGAUAUUUGAAUGACUUCCGUUUAGAUGCAGUUCAGGACAUUUAA